Messenger RNA from Aspergillus fijiensis CBS 313.89, 2490 nucleotides. Its product is annotated as WD40 repeat domain-containing protein. Lineage: Eukaryota; Fungi; Ascomycota; Eurotiomycetes; Eurotiales; Aspergillaceae. The transcript is spliced from 5 exons. The coding region runs from base 1 to 2490 and encodes 829 amino acids. The record is from RefSeq and is a predicted model, not a curated record. Gene Ontology annotation, molecular function: protein binding.
AUGGCGGGCACAGGAAAGUCAACCAUUGCUCGAACGGUUGCAUCGAGCUGUGACCGAAGGAAACGGCUAGUUGACCAAAGAGAGCUACCCAGCAGUAUCUGUCUGGGGGCUACUUUCUUCUUUCAUCGAACCAAGCAAGGGCGUAACUAUGCCGACUGCUUCUUAUCAACACUUGCUUGGCAGCUCGUACAGUCCUUACCGGACCUUGCCACGCUUGUGUGUGAUGCCAUCGAAGCGAACCCUAACAUCGCUUCCGAUCGGUUGGGAACCCAGUGGAAUACGCUGAUCCUGAGCCCGCUCAAGAAAUUCGGAAAGAGAAUCCUGCCAAAUGUGACAUUUCUCCUUGUCAUCGAUGCAUUGGAUGAGUGCCUGCCAGAGACACCAGACACCCCCGACAAACCGGGACAGGACAUCGACAACACUGAUAUCCAGACCAUUCUCGAGCUAUUGAAACAAGUCCAAGAGUUGCAAGGCUCGCACGUGCAAGUCCGGAUAUUUCUCACCAGUCGUCCGACAGAGGAGAUCAACUUUCGAUUCGGUCAAAUGUCACCGCAUGACCACCAAGACGAGACACUGCUAAAGAUCCCCAUCCGAACCGCCGACGACUCGCGUGAAGACGAUAUCACUCUCUUCUUUGAUCACAGGCUGAAAGGUAUAUACGACCAACGACGCCAACAUUCUAAAACAAAGAAAAUGAAUUUCAAAUGGGACGAGAGACGGUCAAGCAAAGAGACUAUUCAGAAACUCGUCUUCCAAUCAAAUGGCCUGUUCAUCUUCGCAGCCACGGCAUGUCGAUUAAUUGCGCAACGGGGAACAGAUCUGGGUGAUCGGCUGGAAAUCGUUCUUGGUGGUGGAGGCGAUGAGAUAGAUCAUAGAUCUCCUCAGGGGACACUUGAUGCAUUUUAUAUCGACAUCUUGAAAGUUGAAAUCUGGAGAGAUGCGACAAAGGCAGAACAACGAAAGAGAGCCUCUCAGUUUCAGCGGAUUAUCGGCACAAUCAUCAUUCUGUCAGAAUCUCUCAGUAUCCAAGGUCUCGCCGGGCUCAUAUCAUAUCAGCCGGAAGAAAUGGAAUAUGACAUCCAACAGAUGCUGCAGCGCAUGCUGUCGGUUAUGACCUGCUCCGACGAUGAUGGCUCAAUUGAGCUGCUCCACCUUUCAUUUCGAGCUUUUCUCGUGAGCAAGGAAAGAGCGAGAGAUUUCUGGAUUGAUGAGAAGGAACUUCACAGAGAGGUUUUCGAGCGCUGCCUAGAGGUGAUGUCCCAAACCCUGGAAAAGGACGUCUGCCGUCUUGGAAGGGUCAACACUCGUUUGGAAGACGUUGAACCCAGUCAUAUUAAGCAGUACCUUCCAAAGCAUACCAAGUAUGCUUGUUCAUACUGGGCAUACCAUUUUCAGAAUAGUAAUGCUGUGCUCUCUGAUGGUGGAAAGCUCCACGGCUUUUUUCGGAAGCAUUUUACUCAUUGGAAUGAGGCAAUGGCGGUUAUGAAAAAGACAUCUUCCGCUAUCUUAGCUCCCAAGGGGCUUCUUACAUACACAGCACUUCAUCCGAAGCAAUGCUCCGAACUCAGCCUGUUUAUCAACGAUGCCUGGCGGCUUCUGGUCAAUUCCAAAUCAAUUAUCGGAGAAGCACCCUUGCAGCUCUACGCAUCUUCUCUCCUCUUUGCCCCAAGAAGUAGCGUGGUUCUCAAGCCAGGCAAAGAGAGAGCGGAUGAAAUUGAUCCUCUCUUCUCCCUGGGCCAGAUGCUUCUUGCCACCACGGCAAGCAGAUGGGGAGGGGAUGCCAUCGAGCUAUGGGAUACGGAGACUUGGACACGUGUGCAGACAUUCAGGCUCAAUAAGCGGGAUGUCUGGAGUAUGGACUUUUCGCCAGAUAGCAAAUUAUUUGCGUAUUCGGGGGAAUUUGAAGCUAUCGAGGUGUGGCACUUGGAGGCAGGAACCCCAAGAAGUCUAGGCUUGUGGCAAUCUGAUUGUGAAGAUGAGACUCAAUAUUACGGACAUAGAGAUGUGGAAGUGCGAUUCUCACCGGACGGUAAAAAGCUCGUCGGUGUCUCUGCUGGAGGAAGGGCUCAGAUCUGGGAUCCACAUACGGAUGCCUUCGAUAAUCUCAUUUGGAAUGUCAACACAGGUAAGGCCGUCAAGAAGGUUGAGGGAUACAAGACAGCGUUUUCUCCAACUGGUACAAUGGUUGCCAUCGUAUCUGGGGAAUCAAUUCAGCUAUGGUGCACCCAUCUCUGGGAGAAGAUGGGUGAGCGCAAGGGGAACGAGCUCGGAUUGGUUGAUGUGGACACGGAUUUGGAGCUGUGGGCCCGGGACUCCAUUGCAGAGGCGGGACAGGAGCUUAUCAUGAUUCCUCGCUCUAACGUUCCCGACGAUGUGUUUUUCCCUGAUCCCUCGGUUGCUGGUUUUACUGUCACGCUGAUUUACGAUACUGGGCCGAAUGCUACCAUCAAAUUCGACGAUUCCAAGAAUAGAACAAUUAGGGAUUCUUGA